UGUUAAAAACAAAAGAAAUCAAUUCAAAACAAAUUAACCAAAAAAGAAAAUAAACAACAAAAAUCACAACAACAAAUUGUUGACAUACAACAACGUGUGUGCAUGAAUGAAUGGAUUCUCCCGAAAAUUGAACCGGUCUGUGUUGAGUUUUAAAACAAAAACGAAAACCAAGUUUAAUAUUCACCUAAUUUCUGCGAACUCAUUAAAAUACGCGCUAAGCUUCGCACAAUCUCAAACAUACACACACGCACACUCAUGUGUAAAGUAUGUUUAAAAAUUUAAAAAAAAGUGUUCGAUUUUAACGUUUAUUUAAAACACAACAAAAAAUUAAUAAACAAAAAAUACUUUAUAAACGCAACAACAACGUGGUUUAAAUUUUAAAACUAUAAGCAGCGGACUUUUGUACCGUCAAAACAUAAAUGAGUCAUUAAAACUAAAAACAAAAAUUUCUCAUAAUAGUUUGUUCAAAAAAAGAUUUAAUAUUUAAAAAACAACUUGGCUAAGAACCUUCUACCCCAAAAACCAUUAACAUUUAUCUUAAGGACUAAAAAAUAAAAACCGUCAAAAUAGCUCCCAACAAUUUCUUAACACAGCGAAUGCAUUUAACCUCCAGUACCGUUAAUACUCAUCAAUACUCCGGUUCAUCUUUAAAUCCAGCAGGAAAUCUAUUAAAUUCUUCUUUAUUGGGUGGUAGCAUCACAGCUACUGGUGCUACCACCACUUUAGCAGCAACUGCCUCCUCUAGUAAUUGUCACUCAUCGAACGGUUCACCUUCAACAACAACAACAACACCAUCAUCCGUAUAUUUAUCGCCGGCCUCUUUGCCCUCAUUAACAACAACUGCCACCGCCAAUAUGGUGAUUUCUUCGUUACCUCCUGCUUCUUCAGUGCACCAUCAUCAUCAUCACUUACAUUCACAUCCUACGCACCAUCAGCAUCAUCAUACCACACACUCCCACUCUGCCUCACAUCCGCCACAACAUUGGAAUACCGAGGUAGGGAGUAUGGCGUCCGAUACUAUAGUGGCCAGUAGUUCGGCGAGUAUUGGUAGUAAUUCGCCAAAUGGUGGUGCUAGUAAUGGUACAGUGAAUAGUAAUAAUAGUACAAAUAAUAACAAUAACAACAAUAGCAGUAGUGGCAACAAUAAUAGUAGUAGUGGUGGUAAUAAUAAUAACAACAAUAAUGUUAUACACCAGGAUUUGGCUUGGCUAGAACGUUCAGUUUUACAAGCCCAACAACAGUUUCCAAAUGAAUUGGUACGCACCAGUAAUCCCUAUUUCCUCUGUUCGGCCCUACCCACCCAUUGGCGUUCCAAUAAAACCCUGCCGAUUGCCUUUAAAGUAGUGGCCCUGGUGGAUGUGGGAGACGGCACGAAUGUGUAUAUCAGGGCCGGAAAUGAUGAAAACUACUGUGCCGAAUUGCGUAAUGAGAAGACAACCAUGAAAGAUCAAGUGGCUAAAUUUAAUGAUCUUAGAUUUGUGGGACGUAGCGGUAGAGGUAAAAGUUUCACUUUAACCAUCACUGUGGAUACAUUUCCCCGACAGGUGGCUACCUAUUCGAAGGCUAUAAAAGUAACAGUCGAUGGACCUCGUGAACCGCGCUCAAAAACAAGUAAGUCGAAGUUGUUUAUAACGCGUCGCACAUUUAGAACAAUGUUGUUGCCGCCACCAUCAACAAUUGCUACUGCUGAUGCUGCAGCAACAGCAAUAAAUCGAAAAUCACAAAAAAUGAAAAAAAUAAAAGAACACGAUCAAGAUCAAGAUGAUGAGUUUAGUUUAAGUUUGCCAACGACCAUAAUAAAUGCCACAACUUCGUCCAUUUCGUCGUCCCUUUCGAAUUAUUCGCUUAGUUCUUAUAACGAAACUGGUGCUAGUAAUGAUGAUGGUCGUCGAGUUGAUGAUAGCGGUGGUGGUGGGGUCAGUGUCGUUGGCAAUAGUGGUCACUUUAAAACGUCUGCCUUGUCAUCAUCAUCAUCAUCGGUUAUUGAAUGUGAGAAUAGUUUUGAAAGCCACAUGUAUGAAGACAAAUAUGGUGUAAUUGAUGCGGUUGUUGGGGAGGAGUUAAAAGUUGAUUAUUUGUUAAAUGGUCCUCCUAAUGGCACCCAUUUUCGUGGUUUCGGCUUAUCACAACGUCCCUAUCCCGAUACCAGCUUUACCAGUCAUUUUCGUGAAUUGGGCUCAUUACAUCGUGUUACCCGCUCAUCAGCCGCCGCUACGGCUGCUUCAAUUGUUAAUUCUGCAGCAACACCAACAUCGGCUUCGAGUACGAACAGUAGUAGUUUACCGCAAUUAACGGGAGGCAUUGGUGGUGGCAGCGUCGGUAAUCAUUCACCAACGAGUAGUACAAUCAAUUCAGAUUGUCAGGGUUAUAAACCGAAUGCAUCCCAUUUACAAGACAACAACAAUCUUAUGGGUGCCGCCGAAUGGACAGGUUAUUCCAGCAGCAUGACUAGUGCCUCUGCCUAUUCCAGUUUUCAUCAUACCCAUCACUUACCACCACCUCCACCGCCAUCAGCUGCUUCAGCAGCUGCCACAAAUUCCGCUUACAGCGGCUAUGAAAGUCUCACCACCGAUCCCGCCAACUUACACUUGCCAACCGUGCUCACCGAUAUGCAACCCUAUUGCCCGACCAGUGAUUAUCAUCCCAGUGCCAUAGUGCCGCAUGUUCAGCCUCCGAUUUGUAGUCCCAACUAUAGUACGGUACCGAAAAAUGAAUACGAUUCCUAUAAUGCAGCAGCAGCGGGUUAUUCUUCCUAUAACAACUGGUCUAAUGGCUAUAAUAAUUACCAAUAUGGUAGUUGUGCGGGUCAGCCACAAUACUCAGCUCAUACAGCGCACACAAUGGUGCUGUAUCCUCAACUUAUAUCCACCUAUAAUCAAAAUGAAAUUCACUUACACCUACACGGCACCGAUAAAAUCGAACAAUAUUUAGGAGGAGAAAAUGCUCUCACUAUCAGUUCCCUUUCCGGCAAUCGUUCGAGCAUAGAGAUCGGUAUAGGCACCUCGGACCACGAAGAACAAAUGCAAAAUACUAAUAGUGCGGCAGGCGUAGGUGGAGGUGGAUUAAUGAAUAAUGAUCCUCAUACUCAUGUGGUAGUAACAGAUCCAGCGAAUCUAGAUCCGGAACAAAGACAAACACAAACGCAUUUAACGGAUCCCGCAACUGAAGUUAAUGUGGUGGGCGGUGGUGGUGGCGUUAGUGUUGCAUCAGCGGGUGUGACAAAUGAUCAACAUACUCAUGCCUCGAGAGAGGGAGAAGAAGUGUGGCGACCCUAUGUGCCCACUUCAUGGCCUCAGUGACAAAAUUGUAAGACUUAUGUACAUAUAGAGUUAAAUUAAGAGUCUAUUUAGUUUGAAUACGUAUUUAGUUAAGUAAUUACUACUAUUUGCUUUAAAAAAAUAAAUGAAAUGGAAUGAAUGUAAAAAGAAAAUCAAAAAAAAAAAAACACAAAAUUUGAAAAAUUAUUUAAUCAGAAGAUGUACUAGGAAAAGGCUUGUAAUAUAUAAAGGUUAUUUUUUAACGUAUGCCUAAAAGUAUGCUCCUCUUUAUUGAUACAUAUUAAUUGAAUUCUUAGAAUAUUCGCGAUAAAAAAAAUCGUUUUACAGGACUUCAUAGAUUUGUUCGAGAAGUAGUGGAAAAUAUAGUGUUGUUUUUCCAGAAUCCUGUGUCGACAUAAUUAAGUAUCCAUAGGAACAUUCAAGAAUCUAUUCAAUAUGUCCUAUUUUAUCUUCCAAGUCUCUUAAAUACGAUGUGUUUUUUCAAUCACAGAGUGAGCUAAAGAACACGCGGCUUGCAAGUUUGGUGCGCGGCUGAUGCCGGUCCAUGUACAAAAAAUUCAUUACAAAAUGGUUCAAUGGUUCUUUAAGAGUUUUAAAAAAUGUCCUUAUUUUAUCACCAGGGACAGCAAAGGGUUAAUUUUCAUUAAAAUUUCUGCAAGGUUUUAUCGCAUUCGAUUGAAAAAUAUUAAAAUUUUCUUAAAAAUUGAUCACAAUAAAGUUAAAUUUCAGAUUGUUAUUUUAAGAGUUUUAAAAGGGCAACAGUUUCAUAUAACCAAGGUCUGCAAAGGGUUAAUUUUCACUAGAAUUUAAACUUCAUUGAUCAUGGCAUAUUUUUCAAGGUUUCAUCAAGAUCCAUUGAAAAAUACUAAAUAUUUAGCUAAAUGUCAAAUAUAUAAAAACUUGACCUUGUUUAAUAUAUAAAAACUUGACCUUUGACCCCAAAGGUCAAUAGGUUAAAUUCCCCAUAUUUUGACAAAACAUUCGGUAAAAUUUUUUUUUGAAAAGGAGAGUAAAAUUUUGAAAUAUUCUUAAAAUUGGACUGCAAGAAUAGAAAAGUAGGAAGAAUUACGCUUUUCCUAAAAAACAAGUGUAAUUUCAAAACUGGUACGACUUAAGAAUAAAAGCUAUUUGAACUAAUUAUUUUUGGCUUUAAUUCUGUUAGACUUUUGCAAUAAGAUUCUAAAGAAAAUUACUUUGUAAAUUAACAAUUUAUUUAACAAAAAAUUUUCCUAAUUGCAUAAAAACCCAAAACAUGUUUCCUUAAAUUAACUUUUUCCAUUCAAUACCGAUUAAAUAAAUUUUUCAAAAUAAAAUUACGUUUAA
Lucilia sericata (common green bottle fly) is the source of this 4601-nucleotide messenger RNA. RefSeq names its product protein lozenge. Gene Ontology annotation, molecular function: RNA polymerase II cis-regulatory region sequence-specific DNA binding; DNA-binding transcription factor activity, RNA polymerase II-specific; ATP binding. The record is from RefSeq and is a predicted model, not a curated record. The transcript has 5 exons. Gene Ontology annotation, biological process: regulation of DNA-templated transcription. The coding region runs from base 597 to 3299 and encodes 900 amino acids. NCBI's taxonomy places the organism in Eukaryota, Metazoa, Arthropoda, Insecta, Diptera, Calliphoridae. Gene Ontology annotation, cellular component: nucleus.